AUAUUUAAAGGUUGAUAUAUUUUCAUUUUUCAGACGCACUUUUGGAAGAGAGCAGACCAGUCGUGAUAGUUGAUUUUUAUAAAUAGCAGAAGAAAAAGACAUCAACCAUGGCUGAUUUAUCUAACCGUGAUCCUAAUAAACUUAAUAGCCAUAUAGAGGUUAUGUUCGAGGAUGUCUUUGGAGAACCCGAUGGCGUUCGAUCAAUGGACUGUAUUUGGAAAAACAGUUACUCCUGUUUCGAAUGUGGCAAGAACCUUUGUUACAAGAUUAUGACCACUCUUUGCGGGUUGUGCAUUGCUCUGGAGUGGGGUUGCGAAUUUGCCAUGCUCACAUUUCAUCAUGUGUGGUGCUGGACACCAUGCUUGAGAGAUUUCUCCAUCACGAUGGGAUGUGCCAAGAAGUUCUUCCAGACAUGCCUGAGCUGCUGCGUCGCCCCAUGCUGUGAAGCAAUUGGUGCAUUCUUCAGUAAAGUUAAGAUCGAGAAAUCAUAACACUACAUCAUUUAAAUCGUUUAACCCUGAUACUAUGAUUCAAAGAAUGUGAUGAGAUGAUACCAGGACUUUCUUUUUGCUGAUGAUAUUGAAAUAAAAAUGAAUAUCA
Ruditapes philippinarum (Manila clam) is the source of this 600-nucleotide messenger RNA. Its product is annotated as caveolin-1-like. Gene Ontology annotation, biological process: caveola assembly. The record is from RefSeq and is a predicted model, not a curated record. Gene Ontology annotation, molecular function: molecular adaptor activity. Lineage: Eukaryota; Metazoa; Mollusca; Bivalvia; Venerida; Veneridae. Gene Ontology annotation, cellular component: caveola. The coding region runs from base 108 to 491 and encodes 127 amino acids. The transcript has 2 exons.